Molecule: messenger RNA, 447 nt
Organism: Exophiala xenobiotica
Lineage: Eukaryota; Fungi; Ascomycota; Eurotiomycetes; Chaetothyriales; Herpotrichiellaceae
Exons: 2
Coding region: 1-447 (148 amino acids)
Source: RefSeq, a predicted model, not a curated record
AUGCCUCUCUGGCGCAUCUUCUCCCACCCUCAGACCUUCUCUAAAGAUCAACGUGUCGGUAUCGCCCAGAAGGUCACUGAGUUGUACGUUUCCCGUGGCCUGCCAGCGUUCUAUGUCAACGUAAUCUUCAUCGACAUCGACGAGAACGGGAUCUUCAUCGGUGGAGAGCCGAAGAAGAAUUUUGUCCGAGUUGUCAUCGAGCAGAUUGCCAGAACCAUGUCUUCGCCCGAUACCGACGAGGGCAAGAAAAGCAGAAGAAUGUGGAUGGACAUGAUCAACGACACACUGAAACCAUACAUUAUCGACCGUGUGGAGCUGGAUUGGGAACUGCAUAUCUCCGAGACCCCUCGUGAUCUCUGGCGUACAAAGGGCAUUGAUCCGCCUCCGGCACACUCUGAUGCCGAGAAAAUGUGGGUGGAGAAGAACAAGCCGGUACCGUACAUUUGA